Messenger RNA from Anguilla rostrata (American eel), 1984 nucleotides. Its product is annotated as transmembrane protein 100-like. The transcript is spliced from 2 exons. The record is from RefSeq and is a predicted model, not a curated record. Bases 424 to 843 code for a protein of 139 amino acids. Gene Ontology annotation, cellular component: plasma membrane. Lineage: Eukaryota; Metazoa; Chordata; Actinopteri; Anguilliformes; Anguillidae. Gene Ontology annotation, biological process: cellular response to BMP stimulus.
GGAGUACAAGUCUCUCCUCAAGGAAGCGCGUGAGCCAGACACCCGAUGAAUGAGACUCGAAUUCCAACUCCUCGCGCAGCCAACGCGGGUGUACACUGACACUGCAGGGAAGCGAGGAGCCUCUUCAAGUGCGAGAGAUUUACUGUAGACUUUUUGUGUUGUACUACCGUACACUAUCCGUUUUUUUUUUUCGUUUCAAAACAUCAAAACGUUUAUUUGUUUUGAACAGGCUAGAAAACGCAUUAUUUAAAAACACUUGGUAAAUCUGUUACUCUCCUACUCGAGAGGACGAUGAGCACACGUCUUCAAGUCAGAAAGCUCGCGCAAGAACAGAGAACACAAGCGUAAGAUUCCGAACCAUGAGCCGAUCAGCCCAGUGAAGGCCGCAGUGACUCGGACCCGGCCGCACCGCGGCGUAGCGCCAUGACGGAGCUGAGAGACAGCGAGCUGAAGGCGGGGGCGGGCGCGGCACCGGACACGCCGCGCGCGGAGAAGCCGCGGGACGGCCGCGGGGAGCGCACGGUGACGAUGGCGGACGCCCCGCUGGUGAGCGAGGUCCAGCUGACGGCGGCCACGGGCGGGGCGGAGCUGUCCUGCUACCGCUGCACGGUGCCGUUCGGCGUGGUGGUGCUGAUCGCCGGCCUGGUGGUCACUGCCGUGGCCUACGCCUUCAACACGCACGGCUCCACCAUCUCCGUGCUGGGCCUGGUGCUGCUGUCCGCCGGCCUGCUGCUGCUGGCCGCCAGCGCCGCCUGCUGGAAGGUCCGCCGCCAGCGCCAGAAAGAGCGCCGCAGGGAGAGCCAGGCCGCCCUGGUGGCCACGCGGGGAAGCGCGUUUGUGUAGGCCAGAGCCAGGCCGCCCUGGUGGCCACGCGGGGAAGCGCGUUUGUGUAGGCCAGAGACAGGCCGCCCUGGUGGCCACGCGGGGAAGCGCGUUUGUGUAGGCCAGAGACAGGCCGCCCUGGUGGCCACGCGGGGAAGCGCGUUUGUGUGAGCGAGAGGCCCCAGCAGGGAUGAACAGGGGAUGCCUGGAGUGCGUUCCAACACGGGUGCAUUCCAACCCCUUAUUUUAUUCGUCCUUUGUCUCCGAGGUCCUUGACUGACCCGGGAAAUUGAUCAAGGUGCGCCAUCUUCGAGGACAUUCUAACCCGUUAAAUGCUCCUUCAAGGAGCCAGAAGCUAGGAGGCUCCAUAAGAAUUAUUCAGCAAGGAAACACGAGUGCAUCCUUUGGACCUCAGUGACACAAAGCCAUUAAUCUAUUAAUAUCCAGUGUUCUCCGUUGCCGUGGCGUCUCCCUGGAGACCAUUAACGGCUUUGCCCUCAAACAUUCGGGCCGCGUCGAAGUGACGGACGCAAGGCUGGCAGAAGUGAUGGUGAUGAAGACGAACAGCCAGGCGCCGGCCGGGGGGAAAGAAAAUGGCUUAUUAAUGACCUUUAAUGUGGGAAUAAUUCAAUUUGGACGACUAAGCAACGAAGACAGACCCGGCGGAGAUGAGAACCAGGCGGAGGAGUCUCCUUUCACUGCCACCACAGAAGAAGAGCUCUCUCGGUUAGCCUGGCGCUCAGAUACUGCAGUGCAGAGGAGUGACUCUGGAAAUGAGAGACCCGUUUUAACAUGUUACCCAGAAAACCCUGUGUAUCCGGUAUGGACAUUCGUUUUGAAAUUGUACUUGCUAAUAUCCAGUAUUAGAUAAAUCAAACGCAGGUCUGAGAUACAUAAUAAAUGUAUAUCACGCAUCUCAUUUAUGUGACUGAAGGAAAAACAGUAAUUACAGGAUUACUACACUAUAAAAAUAGUGUAUAUUUCAUUGACUUCUUCUGUUUAUUGCUGCACAUGCUUUGCCCAGCAAGCAUUGAUAUUCAGAGCAGCCACCUUGUCACUGUGGGAUUUAAACUGGCAACCUUGUCGUUAUCUAGAGGUUCAGUUCUGUGACUAUGAUUUUUUUAAUAAAAGCAUCUGCUGUUGUGGCAAAUUUCAUGAAAAA